This is a messenger RNA of Ostrea edulis (European flat oyster), 6282 nucleotides long. Its product is annotated as nuclear pore complex protein Nup98-Nup96-like. Bases 497 to 5770 code for a protein of 1757 amino acids. Gene Ontology annotation, biological process: RNA export from nucleus; protein import into nucleus; post-transcriptional tethering of RNA polymerase II gene DNA at nuclear periphery. Gene Ontology annotation, cellular component: nuclear pore; nuclear pore cytoplasmic filaments. Gene Ontology annotation, molecular function: structural constituent of nuclear pore. The record is from RefSeq and is a predicted model, not a curated record. The transcript is spliced from 38 exons. Lineage: Eukaryota; Metazoa; Mollusca; Bivalvia; Ostreida; Ostreidae.
ACCAAACGUACUAUACAGUAAAAGUGAGGACGUCCUCACAAUGUGUAGAAGAGAAUACACACAUAUAUUAUUCUAAAGGCAAAAAAGUACUAUGUUAGGUAUAGCUAUAGGGAUAUCUAUAAAAGUUUAUCUAAUACUCUCUUUUGAAUUAUGAAAAAAAGGUUUUUGAGAGAGAAUAUUAGUAAGGACAUGUCCUCACACCACUUAUCCUCACUAAGCUAAUACUUUGUAUCUACAUCUUUCACAUGCUGUAGGUCACAUUUAUGAGGAUUUGUCCUCAUAGUGCAAUUCUUGUCCUCACAACGUCUGUCCAUUGGUUGAAAUUUGUCCUCACUUUACACAUUUUAUUGGCCUCUCUCUCUCUCUCUCUCUGAAAUUCCCCCUUUCUAAAAAUAGACAACCAUGCGUGGCUAUAGCGUUCUAUCUGUUUAUCUGUUAAUUUGUGCAGAAUUACAAGAAACAAGAACAGUUCCGAGAAAAUAGAAUAGAGAAGAAAAUGUUUGGUGCAAAGCCUACUUUCUCUUUUGGAUCAGGCAGCGCCACUUUUGGAGCAAGCACUGCUGCCCCCUUUGGUUCUGGGAACACUUCUACCUUUGGAAAUGCAGCCAAUAAAUCAUUUGGACAAACACCAUCAUUUGGCACUCAGACCCCAAGUACAGGAGGUACAAGUUUAUUUGGGCAGCAGACCACAUCCCAAGGACCAAGUCUGUUUGGACAACAGAACACAGGAGGUUUUGGCAGUACCCAGUCAUCAGGAUUCACAUUUGGUGCCACACCAACUGCAAACACUGGAGGCAAUCUCUUUGGCCAACAAAAUACAACGCAGACUAGUGGAUUGUUUGCAUCACCAGUGUCAAACACAAGUUUUGGUGCCAAGACUCCAGGAUUUGGAGGUUUUGGAACUACUAACACAUCAACAGCUGGGGCCUUGUUUGGAACUAACCAACAGAAUACUUCUUUGUUUGGCAAUCCAGGUGCUAGUGCAGGCUUUGGUCAAGCAGCCCCAAAUGGUACUACUGUGAAGUUUAAUCCUCCCACCAGCCAGGACACAAUGGUGAAAAAUGGAGUCAGCACCAAUAUCAAUACACGGCAUCAGUGUAUCACAGCCAUGAAAGAAUAUCAAAGCAAAAGUCUGGAGGAGCUCAGAGUGGAAGACUAUUUAGCUAAUCGCAAGGGAAAACAAACUGCCACUGCAUUUGCUACUCCCUCAGCGUCAUCAGCCUUUAAUGCAACUCCAGCAUCCACAGGCACCUCUUUGUUUGGACAACAACAGCAGCAACAAAAUAACACUUUAUUUGGGCAGAGUAAAUCCCUGUUUGGAGCCUCAACAGCCACUGGAACAUCUGGGUUCUCGGGGUUUGGAACCACCACAUCUACCCAAAGUUUGUUUGGCCAACAAAAUCAGCAGACUAAGCCUCUAUUUGGAGCCACCCCGUCAACACAGGCCUCAGGUUUUGGGACAACCAGUGCUGGAUUUGGUAGUUUUGGUGCAACCAGUUCCGGAUUUGGGACUACCAAUGCUGCUGCGGGUUCCAGUCUCUUUAACACCAAACCAGCUUUUGGAGCUACUACCACCACUGUUAGUGGUUUUGGAGCACCAGCCAGUAAUUUGUUUGCCAAACCAACCACUGGACCCAGUCUUUUUGGAAAUACUUCACAGCCAUCCACCUUUGGUACUUCAGGAGGAUUCUCCUUUGGAAACACAGGAGCAAUAGGAGCAAACUCUGGUGUAUUUGGAGCCAAGCCCACAUCUUUUGGAAACACCAGUACUUUUAAUUUGGGUCAGACUUCAGGUUUUAACCUCAAUAAACCAUUUGGUGCCAGCACAGGGAUGGCAGGAUUUGGUCCAGGUUUUGGUUUAAAUACCAGCUUAUCUCAAGGUGGAGCAACAACAACAUUAAGCACGUCAGCACCACAUGCAGCACCGGUUCCUAACGAGGUUCAGAUCAAACAACAGCUAAUGGCACUGGCCAGUUCACCAUACGGUGAUUCACCACUGUUCUGGAACCUUAAACCCAGUGACAAGAAAAGAGAGGAGAUAUUAAAACCAACAAACCCAUCAGCACAGAAAGCAGUUCUGUCUAAUCAGUUUAAAGUCAGUGCACGACCUACAGCCAAAAUCAAACCCAAAUCUCUACACAACAUGCUGAACGGAUCAAAGACACAUAUGUUUGAGGGCCUGGAAGAUGAUGAUUUCAGUGGCGGCAAUGAAAGCUUUAUGCCAAAGAAGAGCAUAAAGAAGUUGGUUAUUCGCAAAGGAAACUCCAACUCGAGUUCACCUAGUCGUGCCUCUUCAGUGCUUGGGGAGUCGGAAAAUCAAAGCAUCAAUGAGCCAGAGGUCACACAGAAUGGAAACUCAUUUUGUUUACAUGACCGACUGGAAAGGGAACAGACAGCCCCAGAGGUUCAUAUUCCACCAAAAUUAAAUAUUGAAAGCUUUGAUGACACCAUAUCUCAACUGAAUGUACAAAAACGUGUUCCAAUAACGUCAAAAUCUCCUGAUGACACUGAUCUCAGUCUGAAUCAAACAGUAGAUGAAAGCAUUGAGAGACCUACCACGCCCCCUCCACGGAACUUGGCAGGCAUAGUCCUGACUCGGCCUGGAUAUUACACAAUCCCUUCAGUAGAAGAGGUGUGUGAACAGGUGGAUGAGAAUGGGGACUGUUUUGUGGAUGACUUCACAGUGGGACGGGAGGGAUAUGGAAACAUUUUCUUCCAUGGACCUAUCAAUGUAGCCAACCUGAACCUGGAUGACAUUGUGCACAUUCGUCGCAAGGAAGUGAUCGUAUAUCCAGAUGAUGACAACAAACCACCUGAGGGGGAGGAGCUGAACAGGAAGGCAGAGAUAACCCUGGACUGUGUAUGGCCCACAGAUAAAACGACAAGAUCCUACAUCAAGGACCCAGAGAGAUUAAAAACUUUGGGAUACCAUGAGAAGAUGGAAGAAAUAACUGCCCGUAUUGGUGGGCGAUUUUUAGACUACAGACCAGAGACAGGCUCUUGGGUGUUUGAGGUGAAACAUUUUACCAAAUAUGGUUUAGAGGAGAGUGAUGAGGAAGACUUGUCUGCCCUUGCUCAGUUAAAGGCAACGAGUCAGAAACUUCAGAAGAACGGAAAGCCUAUGCCUCCGUCAGUGGGAGAAAAGAAAACUCCCAAGUUGUCUGUAACGAGUGACAUACCCGCCCCACCUUCUCCAGACACAGCUGUCCCUAUGACAGAGGAUGAUAUUGAAGGUCUCACUGACAUUAAUCAGGAGACGGUCCCAGACAGCAUGGUAGAAGACUACAUGGAUGAGAGUUCUGAGGAUGUCAUGGAUGAUCAGCCCUCUUCCCACAGACUGGCCCAGAGUAUGGGGGUCAGUGCCCACAACAUGCAGGUCAUGAAGGCAUCGUUUUUCCAGGAAGAGGAAGCGCCUCCAAAUCAAGAUAUGUUGCAGUCUCCUCGUCUGGAUGGAAAGAGGCUGCCUAGCAUGUUCAGUUCAGCAUAUAAGAAUUCUAUAAUGUCGCCCGUCAAGCUCUCGGGUGUUCCAAAGAAUGCUAGUAUUGAAAAAGAGAGAGGAGCCUUCCCACCUCGAAUUGUUACCCCAGAACCAAUCCGACCAACCAAGUCCAAGUUCCACAUGCCCCCUGUAGAUGAGCACUUGCCCCUUCCCAGUGGGAUGAAAUCGGAUGACUUGCCUCGCCGGAUUGUGGGAUCCAGAAUCCCCAGGCCUAUUCCAGAUUUUCAGGAGUCUGCAAUGUAUGAUAAGCAGGAUGUCAUAGUAGAUGCCGCAUUAUUCCAUGGGCGGUCAUUCCGUGUAGGCUGGGGUCCGGGGUGGACAUUGGUACACCCUGGGGUAACAAUCGCUGAACAAGUCACAGAUGCAGAGGAAACUUCGUUUUCUGUUUUAUCCAGUUCCAGAAAAAAGAAAGUUGGUCCUAUUCAUUGGAAUGUUUUGGUAGAAAAAUUGGAUGUGACAUCUUACUUCAAACCUGAGGACCCAGUUGUAGUGGGUAACCAUGAAGAGUUGCUGUCCAUACAACUUGAAAACUCAAGGAGGGAUGUGGAGGAGGGAUGUCCAGUCUUUGCCCCUGUUGACGGGGAGGUUGCCCUUCAGCAUAUUGUUAACCGAGUGAAGCAGGAUAAGGAAACUUCAGAGGGACACCCAGACUUUGCCACUGUCAGCUACUUGGAGACUUUAUGGAACCUGUGUGCUGCUUUGUUUGGGAAUUUACCAGAUGACAAAAUAAAUGUCUAUGAAAAACAGCAUGCCAGACGUGAGGCAGUGUCUAACUGGCUGUCAUCCACUGCAGGUGAUAAAAUUAAGAAGGAGAUUCAGGCAGCCAAAUACAAAGGAAAGAAUCACCUGCCAUCUCUGUUUGCUCACCUGACGGGUCGACAAGUAGCAGAGGCCUGUAGUCUGUCUCAGAGGAGUGGGGACACACGACUGGCCUUGGUUAUGUCGCAGUGUAUGGGAAGUUACUACCCUAAACAGCUUCUGGACAAGCAGCUCAAUGAAUGGGCUGAGUUAGGGGCCUAUAAGUUUAUUGAGGAGCUCCGUCUGAAGCUGUAUGCUGUUCUUGCUGGUCGUCUGGUGUGGCAGACCCCAGAAACAACAGUCAACACCUGUAUGGAUUUGGACUGGAAGAGAGCUUUUGCUCUGCAUUUAUGGUAUAUGUGCCCCCCUACUUCCCCAGCUCAGAUCCACAAGGCAUUGAAGGAGUAUGAGAUGGGAUUUUGUGGAGAUUCACCCAUGGGAAUGUAUUGUAACCCCCCACUUCCCCCCUACCUAGAAGACAUUGAAAUGGGGGAUACAGAGAAUAUUCAAGACACUGCAUACCAUUUGCUGAAGCUUUACUGUCAAAAUAGUUACCCAUUAGAGAGCCUGUUUAAUCCCAUGUCACAUACUGCAAAUCAAAUGGACUACAGAUUUAGUUGGCACCUGCACCAGGUGCUGCAGUCAGUGGAAGCUCAGUAUAGCCAUCUAUCAGACUACCACAGAGCUUGCCUCCACCUCAGCUUCGCCGCCCAGCUGGAAUCUGUGGGAAUGUGGGAGUGGGCAGUGUUUGUUGUUCUACAUCUGAGGGACUGUCGAAGUCGAGAAUGGAGGACACAGGAUCUUCUUAGCAGAUAUGUUUCUGUAGAAGAGGAAUUCAACGAACAGGAAAAUUUCAUACAAGAAAAACUUGAUGUGCCUGUAGAGUGGAUCCACUAUGCCAAGGCACUGAAAGCCCGAUAUACCAAGAAUCCCCAUGCUGAAGCAGUCCAUCUUCUGAAGUCGAGACGAUGGAAUGAAUGUCACAAAGUCAUUCUGAAAUACUUGUCAUCAGAUGCCAUCAUUAAUGAGGACAAUGGUUACCUGUAUGGAUUUCUGGUGGAGCUGGCGCCACCUGACAGGUGUAAUCAGAUCCUAGACUGGUGUAUAGGGGGUCAGGUGUUAUUGGAUUACCUUAAACUUGUUCAAAACCUAGAGCAACUCAAACUAGCAGUGGAGAGAGAUUCAGUACAUCAUGAAAAAUCAUUCACCUUGGAGAGCUUGAGGUCAGACAUAACAUCUUUAUGUGAACGAAUAUCAAACCUGCCAUGUUACCAUUCCAGAGACAGACUGUGCCAGGCGGAGAUAUCAAAGAGGCUGACUGUGUUGUUCCGUACCAUUCUUAGCUUACAAGACGAACAUGAUGCUUCAGUAAGAUUCAUGGCUCCUCAAAUAGGCCGUUUGCCAAUGCCAGAGGAUUACAAACUACAGGCACUCGCCAUUCAAACCAGAGAUUUCUCCGCCAGUUUUCUAUGAUUUAUCCACUAAAACCAGAGGACGUUAAUCAGAUCAGCUGGAGUUGAUUACAGGAGGUUGAAAUGAACUCAACGAUGUGGAAAUCUGCCUUGGAUUCUUCUAACUGAGAAAGUUGUGUUGUUGGGAUAUUACCCUCCCUAGAGGUGAUCCUAAAAUCCAAUAACAUACUUAUGAAAUACAUUCAGCUGCAGUGCUUGUCACGACAGUUCUAUCUUUUUGCGUGCAUGUAUUCUGAAUAAUUUGUGCAUCGUCUCAUAAAGAAACUUUUCUGUCAUGUAUUGUGAAUAUGGAAGAGAGUAGUUACAUAUUUACACCAACUAUUGAAAAGUUCUUAUGUAAUACAUGUACAUUACCAUUAUUUCAUUGUUUUAUUGUCAUCAAUGUGAGAAAUACCACAUGCAACACACUGAUGCAAUGAACUAUGCUUUUGUAUUCGAGUAUUCAUUGUAUCCAGUUUUUCAUUUAUAUUGACGAUGUCAAGACUGAAGUGAAUAAAAAUGUUUAAAGAAUAA